Pantherophis guttatus is the source of this 4842-nucleotide messenger RNA. The record is from RefSeq and is a predicted model, not a curated record. NCBI's taxonomy places the organism in Eukaryota, Metazoa, Chordata, Lepidosauria, Squamata, Colubridae.
UGGGGCAGCGGGGCUCGCGGUCCCUCGCUCGGCGCCCCCCCGCCCCGCCCCGCAGGCCAUGGCCGGGCCCGCCCUGCGCAUCGGCGAUCAGCUCAUCCUGGAGGAGGACUACGACGACAGCUACAUCCCCAGCGAGCGAGAGAUCCAGGAGUUCGCUCGCGUGGUGGGCAUCGACCCCGAGCACGAGCCGGAGCUGAUGUGGCUGGCCCGGGAGGGCAUCGUGGCCCCGCUGCCCGCCGAGUGGAAGCCGUGUCAAGAUACCACUGGCGAUAUCUAUUACUUCAAUUUUGCCAAUGGCCAGUCGACCUGGGACCAUCCGUGUGAUGAGCGCUACCGCCAACUUGUGAUCCAGGAAAGGGAAAAAAUUCUGGAACAUGGAGGUCUGAAAAAGAAAGAGAAAAAGAAGAAAAGGGCAGAAAAGAAAAAGGAUAAGAAAGAAAGAGACCCCCCUAAGCAUCCUGUGGAGAUGCAGUCGGAGCCAGGGAUUCUUCCGUCAACAUCCUUUUAUCGAGUAUCAUCUCCUAUCCUGUAUUCGGAGCAUGGUAGUCCUGUCCUAGAGCAACAGGGCAGCCUGGUGACACAGAAUGACUCCUUCCUGAAAAACCCCAAGGGAAAGAUUUCGGAUACCGGUGAUUUGUCCAGGCUGCUAUCAAGCCCUGCCCCAGGGAAAUUACAACCUCUUCUGCCAGAAAAAUCAAACCGCACUCAACAGAUCCUUGCAGAUGUGGAGAAAAUUCUUGGAAGAAAUGCAUCUUCCAGCAGGUCAGAUAUUAAUCAUCAAGCACAACAAGAUGCGAAUACAGAAAUCAGAUGUGCAGCUACUAGUGGUGUUUUAUCAGACUUGGAACCUGAGGAUGUAGAUAGCAUCCACCUCAUAAAGCCUUUUUUCCAAACACUGAAGAAACCCUCUCAAACUUUAGCAGCUGCUAUGACGGUGUUAGCCCUGGGAGGAAUCAAGGAGAAAAAGCUGUUCUUAGAGGGAGAAAAAGAAGUUGAGGACCAUGAGAAAGGCCAUGCGGAGGGAGAUGGACUAGUCAGGAAGGAAGACUUCUUGCAUAGCGUUGAAAAGGAAAUGCAGCUUUCUCCCUCUGCUGCUGCUUUCACAUUGAUCUCAUCUAGGACUUUAGAGGGACAAGGUGACAUCCGUUAUUUUCAAAAUGAAAUAUUAAGGCCUCUGGAGAGAAUAAAGGAGAACAGAAGGGGGAAAAAGAACCCUUCUGAACAAUGCCUGGCCACAGAGUCCAGCCCAUGGCAGAUCGAGACUCUUGUUCCUCAUUCUCAGCUGCAGGGUUCGGUUGAGCUUGGAGCCAAGACAGGAAUUUCAGAGAGUGAAGUGUCAUCUCCUACACCGGGUCAACUCACAGGGGGGGCGAAACACGAUUCAAAGAUAGAAUCUGACAGCGGUAAUAGUGUCAGUGUUGCUAGCAGCCUGUCUGACCACCUUGCUUCUCAGGUUUUGGGUGAAGUAGACAAUUUGUCCUGGGACUUACAGAGCUCUUGUGAAUCUGAACAUCCCACAAAGCACCUGCCUUCUCCCCAAAGACCAUUUUUGGAAGCUGUAAAUAGCCAAGCACAAAGCUCCCCAGACAAUCAGUCAGCUAGUGAGUGCUAUUCAGAGGAUCAGAAGUUCUAUCAACAUGUCCUCCAUAUGGUGCAGAAGUCUAGAACAGAAUCGGGUGUGCCCAAGUCUCUCAAGGGUCAGAAGGGCUGCAGCAAAGGGCCUGGUUCUGAUCAGACUGUUCAGCCUGAUCUUGCUGGGGAAGGAGCUACAGAAACAGCAGCAGUAGAAGCAGCAACUCCUGAAGGAAAGAGAUUGAAGCCCUGUGAAGGUCAGACAUGCCUCCUCCAAGACAACCAGGCAGGAGAACAGAUGGUGCCCAAUACGAUUUUGAUGGAAGGAGCCUGCAGGGUUGAGCUUCCAAAAGACGGAGAUGGAAUGGAAGAGCCCAGCAGCUGUGGAAAAAAUACUUCAAAUUCCAAAAAUGAGGAGGAAAAAGAAGCUUGUUUGCCUCACUUAAUAUCCGAUGUGACAGAGAAGAAAGAAGUCAGUGAGAAACUUAUUCUAGAAAAAAUCCUGGACGUGGUUGAAAUACCUCCAGUCCUAAACAGUUCAAAAUUUGGGGUGAACAAAUCGACCAUUGAAAGCACUUCGAAAGAGGAAAACACAAACUGGUUGGCGCAGGAGAAAAAUGAGGACAAAGACAGCUUGGAAGAGGAACAAAAUAAUGGAUCUGCUGUGGCAGAAGAGAGCAGGCAGUUUGAGACUGAAAUUAAUCCAAUAAAGCCAUGGAAUGUCCAUACUGGGGAGUCACUGGAGGAAAUAACCAAAGUGGAAGAAACGAACAUGUAUUUGCUGGAAGAAAAACAGAUACAUAUUCAGAAUUUGCAGGAAGAAUUGCAACAACGAGAGGAAGAAGAGAUCCAGAUGUUACAUCAGCAGAAAGAGUCUGGCCUCCGGCUGGCACAAGAAGCUGCACUGAACCAGCUGAAAGAGGAGCUAGAAUCCUUUCAGCAACAGGAGAGAGAAAAGCUCCAAAAGCAGAAGUGGCUUUCUCUGGAACGGAUAAAAAAAGAGGCUGAAAUGGCUGAGCAGGCUGAACAGAUGGCGCUGGAGCAGGAGAACCAGAGGGCCCUCGAUGAACUGAGGGAGAAGCUGUGCAGAGAAAAGGAACUGGCUCUGCAGGAACUACAGGUGCAGCUGGCAGCAGAUAUCCAGCAACAAAAAACUGCAGCAGCAGAAGAGCACCAGAAGGUUAUUCUGACCCUCCGGAUGGAAAUCAUGGAAGCUCAGAGAAGAGAGAAAGCAGAACUUCAGAAGGAGCUCGAGAGUGUGGAGCAAAACAUUCAGCAAAAGAGACAUCACAUAGCAGAAUAUGAGCGAGAGCUCAGCGAUCUUCUGAAAGAGAAGCGUCAAGAGGUUGAGCAAGAACAUGCUAGAGAGUUGGAAAAAAUGCAGAAGAUACACCAGGAGACUCUAGCUAGGAUUCAAAUGCAACAUGAGGACAAGGAGAAGAAGCAGAAGGCCGAGCUGCUUGCAGGGCUGCAAGAUGAGCUGGAACACAUGGAACUGCUCCACAAGACCCAGCAAGAGGCCUUGCGAAAGACACACAUGGAGAAUAUGAAGGAGCUGCACCAGAAGCACCAGGAGCAGGUGGGGAAAAUGGAGAAGAAGGCCCAGGAUGCAGAACUGGAGCUGGAGCUCCGAGCGAAAGAUGCCCAGACAAAAGCAGCUCAACUCUGUGCCCAGGAGGAGGCCUGGAAGAAGAAAAGGCAGCAGGUCCUAGAAGAAGAGAAGCAGCUUGAAGAAGAAAGAAAUGAAGCUGCUUUGGCAGCUCAUUCCUGCCUUGAGGAGUCUCAAAAAGCACAGGAGAAUCUUGAAGAUACCUUACAGCAGCUGCACAAUGCUCUGGCGGAACUCCAGGAUCAGAAAAUAAAGCUGGAGUCUCAGGUGGAAUUGCUACAGAUACAGAGCCAACAACUUGAGAGGCAUACCAGUGAGUUGGAAGAGACCAUCAGGACCAAGCAAGAGCUGCUAAAGAAACUGGAUAAAGAAUGGAGUGAAGCAACUUCUCCAAGGGAAAAGGAAGAAGCGCUCCGAAUGGAAGACCUACAAGGGGACGGUCCAGAGCCUUCCUCCAGAGAAAUGACAUCUGAAAUACCAAAAAGCAAUGAAGAAAACAGCCUUCUCCUGAACCAAGUACGGCACUACAUUUCCUCUGAGGGAGCUUCCCUGAAGACAGCGAAGGAAUUCUUGGUGUGCCAGACUCGUUCCAUGAGAAAAAGGCGAACGGCCUUGAGAGCAGCCAAGCAGCAUUGGUAUGGUGGUCUACAGGGAACACCUGCUGUGCAAGACUCAGGCCAUUCUCAGGUGUUAGAGGGAGUGCGCAGGAACCUAGAAGAGGAAGGGAGGCAGCUAGAUGAAAUGAAAUCUGCCAUGCGGAAAGGGCAGGAACUGCUAAAGAAGAAAGAAGAGAGGCUCAGCCAGCUGGAAUCCUCUCUUCUGGAAGAGUUUUCUGAUGAAGAUACAAUCAAGGGAGUGGCCUGCAAGAAAAUGGUGACUUUUGACCUCAGUGACUCUGAAGACACAAGUAGCCUUAUGAGUGCUGAUCGGUCUCUUCACAAAACAGCUGACUUGAAACCGGAUGUCCAGUUUUCUCCCUUUGACAAGAUCCAGUAUUUGACUGAAUCACUGCAACGUAUCACCAGUGACCUGAACUGUGUCCUUCGUCUCCUGAGUACCUUCAGUAGCCAGCAGACUCUUUUCACUUCCACCCAAGGCCAGUCACUGGCUCCACUGGCCAGGGAUGGAAUUCCUCUGACUGCUUAUACCUCCCUGGCACGUGCCUAUUCGGCCACGUCAUUUGCACCUUCCGCCGGACUUCAGUCAGUCUGGUGCAAUUCUGGCCCCGGUUCUGCCGCUGUGAGCAGACAGUCUGUGGACAAUAUGUUGAUGGAGAAAUGGCGCAAGUAUUUCCCAGGGAAGUUUCCAUUGCCCUGUGGUGGGCUCGGUGCUCAAGAUGACAAGCUGGACUCCUUAAUAACUGGCGAGCAAGUCUGCCUGUUCCAGCACCCUCAUUUUCAGGGCUCCAAGGCUGAGAAGCCAAACAUCCAGCGCAUGAUUGAUGCCAAUAAGAAAUGGCUAGAGAGUUUCAAGCAUGAUUGCAAAAGCUCUUUUUUGCCAAGUCCUUCGCAUUCCUCCAGCAGUGGCUCCGGUUUGGUGCAGCUUGGGUUGGAUGAGAACAAUCAGAUCAAGGUCUACCACUUCUAGAUGGACAAAAAUCCUGCUUGUCUGCAAAAAGCUUACCUACCUGUCAAACAACAAUAUAUAUUAUUAUCUCUGUA